Messenger RNA from Orcinus orca (killer whale), 694 nucleotides. RefSeq names its product chromosome 17 C8orf90 homolog (gene C17H8orf90). Lineage: Eukaryota; Metazoa; Chordata; Mammalia; Artiodactyla; Delphinidae. The transcript has 2 exons. Bases 46 to 624 code for a protein of 192 amino acids. The record is from RefSeq and is a predicted model, not a curated record.
UCCCGGGCAGCCACGGGUAAACAAGCCCGACCCCAGGCUGCCGACAUGGCUUCCCCCGGUGCCCAGGCUGCUGACAUGGCUUCCCCCGGUUCCGGGGACCCCAGCCUGGCAGGUCUGCCCCCUCGUCCUGUAGCCACUCCAGGUCCCGCCGCGACCCCGGAGCCCCCGUUCCCGGACAUCUACUGCGGAGAUGCACAGCUCUGGGAGGCACACUUCCGCGGCAUCGGGCGCGCCUACUGUGCGCUGGGCAAGGAGGACGACUUCGCCAUCCGCGUGCUCACGGAGGACUUCACGCUGCCUUUUCCUUUCGCCUGGCCACCGGGGCCCGACCCGGCCCGCGGGCCGCUCUUCUACGACCCGCACGACCGCACGGGCUUUGACUUCCUGCUGGGGGGCCCCGACGCGCCGCCCCCGGCGCUGCUGCGGCCCCUGCACAACACGGCGCAGGCGGCGGUGCGCAAGCGGCGCCUGGAGCAGCUGGCGCUGAGCUAUGCGCGCGCGGGUGGCGGCCCCCGGCCGGGCUUCGCGCCGCUCCUGCCCGCGCCCACCGCCGGCAGCGCCUUGCCGGGGCCCGUGGGGCCUAAGGCCGCCUCCCCCGGCGGGGGCGCCCCCAGGCUGGGUUAGCACGGUCCCCGAGAAAAUGAAUAAAGAGUGCCUCUGCUUCUCCCGCCCCGAGGCUCUUUGCCGGCCACAC